Messenger RNA from Drosophila teissieri, 1205 nucleotides. RefSeq names its product protein takeout. Lineage: Eukaryota; Metazoa; Arthropoda; Insecta; Diptera; Drosophilidae. The transcript has 3 exons. Bases 94 to 867 code for a protein of 257 amino acids. The record is from RefSeq and is a predicted model, not a curated record.
UCACCAAGCAGUUGCCAUCGGCUGUGCAAGUGCAUCGGUCUACUGCGAGCUCAAGCUCUACCUGUGGAGGACUGGCAUUGAAUCCGCUGUCAGAUGAAUUUCCUGGCCUACGUGGUUAUUACGACUCAGCUAUUCGUUGGACUGCAGUGCCACAAGUUGCCUGCCAAGGUGAGAAAAUGCCACUUCGGUGACGGAAAGUGCCUGGUGGAGUCGGCGAAUGCACUGUUGAGAGAUUUCCCAAAGGGCAUUCCCGAGGUCAAUCUGAAGCCCUUCAAUGUGCUGCCCGUGCGGAACUGGUUGCUGGUCAACGAUUCCCAGGUGGGCGGUGCCUGGUACUACUUCAACCUGAUCAACCAGAUAAACUACGGCUUUGAGAACACCACCAUCACGGAGAUCAGAGGAUUCGACAAGGAUCCCACCGCGACCAAAAUUGAAAUUCACGGAAAGAUUCCCCGGCUGGUUUACAAGGGCGACUAUGUAGCCAAGGGUAGGAUGCUCUGGUUCAUCGAUAUACACUCCCAGGGAACAUCGGAGUCGGAUUUUCUCAAUUUCCGAUUCGUUCUUUCGCUUAAAGUGCGUGUCGAGUACAGAAACAACAAGAGAUAUAUGAAGAUCUACGAGCUAGUUCCUAAUAUAAGGCUAGACCGCUGGAUUAUGUGGCUAGACAACUUCUUUCCCGACAAUGAAGACCUCACCAUAGCCAUUAACAAUCUGUUCAAUCGGAAUUGGGUGGAGUUCUGGAACGAACUGGAGCCUGGUAUUCUGCGUCUGUUUGAAACCGUCUUUUUAAGUCUAUUUGAGAAUUUAUUCGAAAACGUGCCCUACGAUGAUCUGUUCCUAUCCAACGAAGACUCAAAGUUAUCUUAAGUGUAGAACUAACUGUAUUCUUAAACGUAACAUAAUUUCUAGUUAAUAUAAAGUAGGUUAACGAAUUUGCCCGAACAUAUUUGUAAAUGUUGUGCUAAGCUUACCUUAUUAUACUGGUAUUAUACCCUGUAUGAAAUUAGUUUGAGGGGAAAAAUGUAUAUAAUAUGAAAACUGGUUCUCGAUUUAUGCGCAUUUUCUUUGUUGGCCUUUUAAAAUUGCAAUUGAAAUAUAAGAGUCAUACUUGUUAUAAAUUGAAUGUUUAUUAUCCAAUUGACUACUAAUGGCAAUACAAGCUAAGAAACAGUGCAAUACAUGAUAUUAGAUUUUAUUAAAGCAGU